Tripterygium wilfordii is the source of this 1668-nucleotide messenger RNA. RefSeq names its product E3 ubiquitin-protein ligase RFI2-like. The record is from RefSeq and is a predicted model, not a curated record. Lineage: Eukaryota; Viridiplantae; Streptophyta; Magnoliopsida; Celastrales; Celastraceae. Gene Ontology annotation, molecular function: ubiquitin-protein transferase activity. Bases 106 to 1341 code for a protein of 411 amino acids. The transcript has 6 exons.
CGGAGCGCAGAUAGAUAGGUUUCACCCCCCCCCACCACCCCACUAGAGCAAGAGAGAGAUUCAGUGUUCUGGCAGAAUUGUAGCUUCUGGGUUACUGAUUGGCUGAUGGCGAGGUCGAACGACACUGAUCGUGACCAUAAUCUGGAUCGUUUAGUCGAUGAUCAUCCUGAUGGUGAUGGAGAGCUUCCAUAUUCUGGCAUUAGCUGCUCGAUUUGCUUGGAUUCGGUGGAAGAUAAUGGAGUUAGAUCCACGGCUAAGCUGCAAUGCGGUCAUGGAUUCCAUCUGGACUGCAUUGGUUCAGCGUUUAAUAUGAAGGGGGCAAUGCAAUGCCCUAAUUGUCGAAAAGUUGAGAAAGGCCAAUGGCUGUACGUAACCGGGCCGGUCCGUUCACUUCCUGAGUUGAGCAUGGAUAACUUGAUUACUGAUGAAGAUGUCUAUGGUCUAAGCUUCUCUGAAAUGCCAUUCCGAGUUCAAUGGUGCCCAUUGGGUGAUUUAGCACAACCUGGUUCAUCAUUUGAAGAAGUGGAGUCUCCAUCGACCAUGUUUCAAAACAUGCACGGACACCCUCCAAUUUUUGCUGAUCAGACUGCUAUACCUGUGGCUCACUCAUAUGUCACAUAUGUUGGUCCAAUUCCACCUGCAUCCUCUGGACCUACUGAUACAGUUGUGGAUUCCUCCAGUCGUUCUUGGAAUGGUGCAUCUAGACGCAGUGAGAUCUUUAAUCUGCUUGCAUCUCCUGCCUUAACUAGCCAAUACCCUGGUUGGAGCAGUUAUUCCACUCCUCUGCCCCUCCCUGGUGGCCAUAGCAUUGGUGCUGAUCCAAAUCCUGUCCCACCUGUAACAUUGAGACCUUCGCGUGGGGACGUUGACACUGUGACAAUGCCCAGGGCAUUAACACAACCAUUUGUCUUUCAUCAUGGAUCUGGUCCUAGAGGUGGGAGCUCACUUGCCACAAGUAUUCCUCCUCGUCACCCUCUUGGCAGCGUUCAGAACGGUGAAAGCCACCAUGUAUUCUAUCCCUUUCCUUAUCAGCAGCAAUCUAACCAUCCUCAGGGUAUGCCUUCACCUCUAGGCCAUGGCAUCAGAAGGUUUGAUGUUCCAAGGAGCACGCCUAUGGCAGUACCAGCACCACCACUACAUGUUGACCAUAAUGGUGGCUUCUAUAUGGUUCCUCCAAGUUUAUCCGCCCGGAAUCCUCAUGAAGCAGGUUUUCCUUUACCAAAUCAUUUCUCUCAUUUUCCAAACCCCUCAUUUGAUAGAGACGCAGGUUCGGGACCAUUUCAUCACAUUCCUGGUCACUUUUCUGGAAACAGAUCUGGCAGUGGUUGGCCAAGACGCUAAUCUUCGAAUCCCGGGCUGGAUUUUAUCUGGUUUCUUGCGAACCACAAUACAGGCGUGAAUUGCGUACAACAGUUAUGCUUCCAUUUUGUGCAUUCAGCUACUGCUUCCAUUGCAGGCAUUGUUUUUCUCCUUGUUCCAGCAUAUGCCUGGAAUGAAAAACUACAAGUCGAAUUUGAUAAGCUGUUGUACAAACUGUAAAUUUUGGUAAACUUGCUCUGUUUUGUGGCCUAUUGUUUUGUUUAUAUCUCGCAAGAGAUGUACAUAACUUCAUUUUAUUACUCAAAUUGUUUUGUUCAUCUUUGAUCUUGCAAAAGAGACGUUCAUUAC